Messenger RNA from Purpureocillium lilacinum, 480 nucleotides. Lineage: Eukaryota; Fungi; Ascomycota; Sordariomycetes; Hypocreales; Ophiocordycipitaceae. The record is from RefSeq and is a predicted model, not a curated record.
AUGGAUGAAACCGAGGGCUUUCCCGCAGCGGACGCCACCGAAAAAAGGCUCCCGGACACCCACUUCGCUGCGCCAUCCAUCUCGUCGUCAUUGCCCGUCGACACAUUCAUCAGAGGCAGACGACGAGAUGCUCACGCGCGCACGCGGCCUAGGCCCCUCGGGGCCGGUGGAACCCCUUCCCGCGCGUCAUCGUCAUCGCCAUUCCCAAACCCAUCGCCGGCUCAUUCGUUCGCCGUCGCCGUCGUCGUUGUCGUCGUCGUUGCCGCGACUCAGCCUCCUCCUCCUUCCCCAACUUUUGCUAAUAAACCCGGCCAUGACCCUUUGCCUCUAGCGCCUGAUCGAGAUUGCGCAAGCAACGACGGCUUCACGCUGCCAAAGCGCGGAGGGUGCCUGGGAAAUCAGACCAGAUUUGAUGGCUGUGCUGCCCCCGGCCGGGCCCUUGUCGAGCUGGAAAGACAAGACGCUGCUCAUCAGUGCUGA